Myodes glareolus (Bank vole) is the source of this 2083-nucleotide messenger RNA. The record is from RefSeq and is a predicted model, not a curated record. Lineage: Eukaryota; Metazoa; Chordata; Mammalia; Rodentia; Cricetidae.
CACUCUCCUGGCGCAGGCGCAGUGGGUUGCCGGAGGCUCCCGGUUCCGGACGUUUCACCGGUGGCUGGUGAGAUACGGUUGUGUUCCUCAGGUGCUGACGGGCCGCGGCGGCGGACCCGGAGCUCUGGCGGCAUCACGGAGGCGCAGGCUGUGUCCGAGGGUUCGGGGCCCGGCGCCGCUGGCCCCGGGACGGCCCCUCCGGUGACGGUACUAGUGAUGCGGCAGGACGAGGCGGCGGCGGGGGACGACGACGCCGACCUACUGGACACUUCGGACCCCGCGGGCGGCGGCGAGAGUGCGGCCAGCCCCGAGGAGCUGGAGGACGAGGGUGCCGAGGGCGGCAGCGGGGCGCGCAGGAGGGGCUCCAAGACCUGCACCUACGAGGGCUGCCGCGAGACCACCAGCCAGGUAGCCAAGCAGCGCAAGCCCUGGAUGUGCAAGAAGCACCGCAACAAGAUGUACAAGGACAAGUACAAGAAGAAGAAGAGCGAUCAGGCCCUGGGCUCCGGUGGCGCCUCGGCGGCCAGCGCAGGCAAUGUCAAGCUGGAGGAAAGUGCAGACAACAUACUCUCCAUUGUCAAGCAAAGAACAGGAUCUUUCGGGGAUCGCCCUGCAAGGCCUACUCUGUUAGAACAAGUGUUAAAUCAGAAAAGACUGUCAUUACUAAGAAGUCCAGAAGUUGUCCAGUUUUUACAGAAACAGCAGCAGCUAUUAAAUCAACAAGGUUUGGAGCAAAGACAGCAGCAGUUUCCAGGAGCUCCAGUGUGAGUGGCUCACCAACUGUGGUUUCUCUUACUAUAAUGGAUGGAUGGACUUUAUACUAAAGGUGAUAUCCCAACAGUCAGGCAUUGGUGGUGCACACCUGGAAUCCCUGUACUUGGGAGACGGAGCCAAGAGGAUCCCAAGUUUGAGCCAGCCUGGGCUACAUAGCAAGCUUCUUUCUCAAAAAGAAAAAAAAAGAGGUAGAGAGAGGCUGUUAACAAAAAUAUUUUCCUAUAAAUGUGCAUUUGCAUUUGGGGAUAGAUAAGUAUUGCAUUUUUGCAUCAAAUCCUUCCAGAUCGCUAUGAGUUUGAAAAAAGUCCCCUUUACAGUUUUUUAAUGUUUUUCUUCUUCAGUUGUGCAUACUGGAGCUAAUGAGGCAGUUACUUUCUGUGGAAGUUAUGGUUCAUAGUAAUAUCAAUUCAUCCGGUACCAUGAUUCUCUCCGGAGGCAUGGAAUGGAGUGUUUGGGGUUGUCGUAGAGACAUUAAACAUAGCCAGGCUGGGGUGAGGGACCAGGAAUACUGAAUGUUUUCAGGGUCUGUGCUAUUCCCACAGCUAAGUGUUCCCUUGCCGUUAAUUCACCUCAGCUGCAGCAAUAGACAGCCUGAGGUCAGAGUGCCAAGGUCAGGUUCUCGUGAUAACCGUUCUUUAUAGUUCAGACAGGAGCCAUGAGAGCUGAGUGUGUUCACACCUGUGAGACGAGUGGUCGUGUAAACUGCAGAGAGUGCACUAAAGUGGGCACCUUGGCUGCUCUCACUCUCCUCCAAGGCAGACCAUCUCUUGAAUUUGUCAGUUUAGAUAUCUCAGCCCACCAAGGCUUCAUAAAGGAGAUUCUGAAAAUAGAGGAACACUCCACAUUUUGUCAGUGGUUUUCAGAACUACUUUAACUCGUAUUCCUAAGUACUAUUUAUUUAUUAAAAGAUUCAUGAAUUAUUUUUUUUUACUUGCUCCUAAGAAAACUUUAAAAAGGCAAAAAUACCAUAAGAUGAAGAAUCAAAUGUCAAGAGUGUAUCCAGGAGUAGGUUAAUAAAAUGUGUCACAGGCUGAACUCUGCAGAAGUGUGUGGUUGAUUCCUAAGCUCUGAAAUGUACAUGAUGUUAGCUUACAGCUGUUAUAGUAAGUACUCAAGGGCUGGGGGUGAGCUUAGCCUUAGAGCACUUGCCUAGCCUGUGUGGAGGCCCUCGUUCAAGUCCCUGCAUCACCACCACAACAAACAGAGGGAAAAGGAUGUUUUUCUUCAUUUUUGUGCAGUACACCUGUGUACCUGAAAAAAAAAAAAAGUUUUGCCGAAAUCAUUCAUUAAAGUCCUGUUUUUGACCUUA